Messenger RNA from Gaeumannomyces tritici R3-111a-1, 1545 nucleotides. RefSeq lists its product as hypothetical. NCBI's taxonomy places the organism in Eukaryota, Fungi, Ascomycota, Sordariomycetes, Magnaporthales, Magnaporthaceae. Bases 471 to 1376 code for a protein of 301 amino acids. The transcript has 3 exons. The record is from RefSeq and is a predicted model, not a curated record.
CGAGGCUCGACCACUUGUCAGCCAAAAGCUCCCAACAAGAACUAAUUCGAGUCAGCGCUCAGGAGCUAUCGCAUCCUCCGCCACCCGACAGCCAGGUACAACCAAUUGACCGAGCACCUUAUCACCUCGGCUUUUUCUCCGCGCAGGUAGAUCGCCUCACCCGUAGAUUGGUAGGUGCCGCGUAGAUGGGCUGUGUGGAUCGCCGCAGUUCCACUCGGAUCGCAGCGCCGUCCCACUUACCACGGCAUCGCCUUUUUUGGGGACUGUCCCCGAAGCCUGAACGCGUCUCUUCUAGAAGACGCCGAUUCUUACACCGCCGGUUCAGCCUAAGAAAGGCCAUGCCAGUGCCCCCUGUCCCGGAGAGUGGGUAACCAGGCAUGAUUGCCGGGAGAUAGGUAUCCAGAAAAAACGCAAGAGAAAAAAAAGGUUGUAUAUACAAAGCGGCUGCUGCCGCCGCUGUGCUCAACAAAAUGGCGGGCCGUCUCAGACUCGGCGCUGCCCCUUCCUCACUGUCACAUCUUAUCAGGCCCCGGCCUUCCUCCCACUGCCACAGUCAGUUCGUACAGCCCCUCUGGCGGACAAGGCACGUUCAGCUCUCUAGAAUUUCCACCGGGGGCUCAGGAGGCAAAGCAGGCUCCGCUCCAUCACGGUCGCUUCCGAGGCGCAUACUAUCUCUCGCCGGACGCGGGAUCGUCCUCACGUUUGUUGGAUACAUGAUGACUAUGGCAGCGGUUCUCCCGGCGGCGCAGGAGAUGGUCUCCCCGCCGACCAGCGAGGAGACGCUGCGGGCGUACACGCCGCCCGACGCCGAGGCGCAGGCGGUGGAGGACCACAUCAACGCGCACCCGACGGUGGCGGAGCUGCGGGCGCGGCCCGAGCUGACCGAGUCGCGGCCGCACCUCAAGAUCCCGGCGGCGUACCGGACGCGCAGCCUGACGGCCGGCACGCUCAUGGGGCCCGGGCGGGUCACGGUGCCGCCGCUGGACUGGACCGAGGAGGGCGGAAGGUCGUACUACCAGGUGGCGCACCUGGGCGCCGACCUGUGCGGGCACCCGGGCAUCGUGCACGGCGGCUACCUAGCCACGAUGCUAGAUGAGGGCCUGGCGCGCUGCUGCAUGCCGGCGCUGCCCAACAAGAUCGGCAUGACGGCCAGCCUCAGCAUCAACUACCGCGCCCCGACCCCGGCGGGCUCCUACGUCAUCCUCCGCUGCACCACCACAAAGGUCGAGGGCCGCAAGGCCUAUGUCGAGGGCCGCAUUGAGACGCUGGCCGGCCCAGGCGAGACGCCCGUCGUGCUGGCCGACGCCACGGCCCUGUUUAUCGAGCCGCGGCAGGCUGCGGCCAUGAAGGCGGUUAUGCCUGCGGUCGCCGCUUAGAUGGCCGUAUAUCUUUGGAUUUAAACGGUUGGCAAUGUUCUACGGGAUUUCCAUGCUACAACUUCCCCAAUCUAGGUAGCUUUCUACAGCCAGAUUGGCGAAUGAUGUGUUUGUAUAAAGGAUAGAUCAUGGUAGACGGUGCUUGGCCGAAUUUAUUUGUUUUGCUUUA